AUGCUAUGCAGAUGUAAAGUUGUGGACAUUGGUAACCAAGAUAAUAUUUUUACCCGAUCACGCAUAUGUUUCAGGCCAUACAAUCACCGAAGACCCAAAUUAAUCAUGAACAUAUUAACGAUAUUGGGAAUGGUUGUAGCGACCUCGGCUGUAACGCUACUUUGUAUACGAUUUGGUAUGGUAAUGACAAAAACUCCGAUCCAGGCAGGUAAAGUCUAUCAUACGACUGAUGUCAGAUCAAUCGCCCACAACCGUGGUAAGCUUCUAGUUGUGACCGUACCACCUGACACUACCGUAGAGCUAAACGCGACUGACAAGUCAGUUUCUCAAGAUCAACAAGGAAUGUGGAUUAGCCUCCCGGAAUCUACUUUAACGGUAUCUGAAAAUCAAUCACUGACAAAUUAUUCGUCCUUCGAACACUCACAGCAGGAAAAUUAUAGUAGAUCUCUGUCAGACAUAGGGCUAGUCCAAGAUGACAGUUUUUUAGUCGGACCAUCGACAUCUAAGAGUGUGGGUCAACCGAUCGAUCUCCGAGAGCCGUCGAUCAAUAUAAAUCAGUACAACACAAACGAUAACAUCAUGACCCUGGGUGAUAACAGUGAGAACAAUGAUGAAUACGUAACUGGCAAUACUAAAAAGCAUCAAAUAAAUGGCAGGUAA
Macrosiphum euphorbiae (potato aphid) is the source of this 660-nucleotide messenger RNA. Lineage: Eukaryota; Metazoa; Arthropoda; Insecta; Hemiptera; Aphididae. The record is from the annotation of a GenBank genome assembly.